UGUGUUAGGUGAAUGAGCUGAUCAAGGUCGAUUAAAUUGGUUUUGUGUGCGUGUAUAUAAAAAGGGUUUUAUUUCACUUCGGGCAACACACACGGAUAAUUUAUACACACGAAAAUAGACAUGGCAUUUACGGGGAGGCGAGUUUUGAUCACCGGUGGUGGAAGGGGUCUCGGCUACGAAAUCGCCAAACAAUUCGACAUCGUUGGAGCUACAAUUAUAAUCCUCGAUAAAGAAGUUGAAUUGUUAAAUUCAAUAAAAUCCCAGCAUCCGAAAUGGACAAUGAUCCAGUGCGAUUUGCUAGAUUGGGAGGGGACGAAAUCAGCGUUGGAACAUCUCGAACCGUGUGAUCACGUGGUGAACAACGCUGGUGUCAACUUCCGGCAAGAUUUCCUGGACAUCACCCCCGAGAAAAUUGACUUCAUCUUCGGGGUAAACUACAAAUCCAUCGUGAACAUCAGUCAAAUCAUGUCGAAAAAGAUGAUUGCGAGUAAAAUCCCUGGAACGAUUGUGCACAUUUCGUCCUACGCUUCAUACGUUCAACUGCCAAGCAUCAGCGUUUACUCCGCAUCAAAAGCAGCCGUUGUCAAUUUAACUAAACACAUGAGUGCGGAAUUGGGUCCGCAUAAAAUCAGAGUCAAUUGUGUGUGUCCGACUUAUAUGAUUACGGAUUUUACCAAGGAUUACAUUGAAAAAAAUCCCGAGAGGUUUGAGAAAAUUUUAGAUAAGCAAAACUUUAAGGAAUUUGUGGAUCCGGUGGAUGUUGGGAAGCUGGUCGUGUUUCUUUCGGGGGAUGGGGCCAAGAUGAUCAAUGGGAGCAAGGUGAAGAUCGAUGGGGGGUGUUGAUUAGUCAUUUGUGGAGUGUUAAGUAACAAAUGUUAAGUAACUUUGAUUCAUGUUUAUUUCCGGGGUUUGUUUACGAUCGUGGAUUCUUGUGAAUUGUAAAUAUUUAUGUAGUUUUAAUUUGGGUCACAAAUUACGUGUCAAUCAGUGUGGCUAAAUUAUUUUAAAAGAAAUAAAGAUGAAAUUAUUACAA
Folsomia candida is the source of this 1033-nucleotide messenger RNA. Its product is annotated as carbonyl reductase [NADPH] 2-like. The record is from RefSeq and is a predicted model, not a curated record. The coding region runs from base 121 to 843 and encodes 240 amino acids. NCBI's taxonomy places the organism in Eukaryota, Metazoa, Arthropoda, Collembola, Entomobryomorpha, Isotomidae. Gene Ontology annotation, biological process: xylulose metabolic process; glucose metabolic process. The transcript has 4 exons. Gene Ontology annotation, molecular function: L-xylulose reductase (NADPH) activity; carbonyl reductase (NADPH) activity.